Anolis carolinensis (green anole) is the source of this 5972-nucleotide messenger RNA. RefSeq names its product keratin, type II cytoskeletal cochleal. The coding region runs from base 1518 to 3674 and encodes 718 amino acids. NCBI's taxonomy places the organism in Eukaryota, Metazoa, Chordata, Lepidosauria, Squamata, Anolidae. Gene Ontology annotation, cellular component: keratin filament. The transcript has 9 exons. Gene Ontology annotation, molecular function: structural constituent of skin epidermis. Gene Ontology annotation, biological process: keratinization; intermediate filament organization. The record is from RefSeq and is a predicted model, not a curated record.
CUUCUUCUUUGUCUGGAUAAAGGUCAAUGCUUUUGCAUCAUAACAAUAUUUAUUAUGGCAAACAAGAGUCAAAUAAACCACUGGUAUCUCAUGCAUGCAUUUGCUUAAGAAAAAUAGUUGGCGCAAGAUGUUUUGCUGCUUUGGCACAGUGAUGGGACAACAUCUUUCAUUGCACUUGGGGCAAAAAUAAGCCCAGAACAGGUUGGAUGGCAUACGUAGUUCUGUCAUCCACAAGAGAGACAUGAAUAGUUGCUGAGGGGUAAGAUGAAAAAGAAAUUCCUUUAGUUUAGUCUGCCUGUGAAUAUCCAUUUUGCAUUUCUUGAGAGAGGAUGGUGUUUAUUCCUUCUUACUUUUUUUUUACUUUAGUUGAAUUUCUUUUAUGGUAUGCUACCCUGAAAUCCCAUAAUAUAAGAUGGGGAGAUAAAUAUAGAGAUAUUGAGAUGGCAAUGGAAACAAUAGAAAAAGAGAGUAAGAGAUGGAGAUAGAUAGAGGUUGAGAUGGUAGAGAUAGGAGCAGUAAUAGAAAUACAGAGAUAGCAAUAGAGACAGAAAAAAGAGAGAGAUAAGAAACAUAGAGAUGACAAUAGAGAUAGAGGUGGGACAUUGUUGGAAAUCUAAGACUUGAAAUGUAAUUUGUAGAAAAAAUGUAUACAAAAUCAACAUUUUUUUAAAAGACACAUUUUUUGAAGAAAAGCAGAAACUGGCUUAAACAAUGGUACUACACACACACACACACACACACACACACACACACAAAUGCACCAAUUUCUGAAUGACAACAACAGUUACAGCAGCAAUAGAAAAUCCCUAACUCCGACCAUGAAAAUGGGACAGGCUGAAAAAACAUACGGGAUUACGGGAAAUAUCAAUACAAUUAACCAGAUGUCCCAGCACAGGAGGAAAUAGCAUCACUUCUUCUAUUGUUUUUCAUUUGCGGUUGUUGUAAUUUGCUUAAUAGUCAGUCCAGCCCCCAAAUAAACAAAGCUUAGGAAUGGCCCAAAUAGUCUCACUCCCUUCAGAAUAUGAUGGCAAACAGCAGCAAAUGUAAGUUCCAUAUUGGAGUAAGAGAAAAAGAAAUGCUGAAAGCUAGGGACUGAAAAUGUCUGAAAAUGUCUGCCUUGGGUUGCAGAAGCCAGCUACCCUCAUCUUAUUGUCUGUGGUCAAUAAAAGAGGAGGCUUCCCUUAUACAACUAUCUAAAUUAUAAUUAAAUCAAGCAAAAACCCCAAUUUCCAAGCAUAGUAUCUGUCAAGCAAAGCUUGCAAACAAAGCAAUUUCUAAAAAAGUAUUCUUAUUCCUUCAGUUUGUGUUUACUAUGGUGUUUUGUACAAUUAAAAACAUUCCUGGGCCUGAGGCAAGCCAAACCGGUGAAAGCUCCCAAAUUAAAACAUUAGACCAAUCCUGGCCAACUCCUCAAUUGUAUAUAAGAGUUUGUGUUGAGGUCCUGUGCUAGAGGGCUGCUCUCACUGCUACUUUCUGCUUGCACCUGCUUCCCUGGAAUCAACCCAUCCCAACCCUUCAUGAUGGCUCUACAGAUGUCUACUGCAAGGAACAUCAUGAGGGAAAGGGGAUUCAGCUCUAGGUCUGCAUAUGGACUUGGUGGGCACAGAACCUAUGCUGCCUCCGUUCGCUAUCCAGUCAGAAACGGAUAUGGGGUCCCUGGCUUCACUAGCCAAAGUCUUGCUAACAUGGGUGUAAGCAGAAGAAUUUCCUGCGGUGGAUACGGAGGAUACGGUGCUGGAUGCUAUGGUGCCUACAACUUUGGUCAUGGGGGUUAUGGUAGCCUGGGCUUUUGUGGCAUGGCUCACUUCAGCCCUAGAACAUAUGAAGCCGUGGGAAGUUAUGGACCAUUUGGGGGAUAUUCGAACUCCAAGGGUGAUAACCUCCAUGAAGUCAAAGUCAACGAGAAGCUCCUUCAGCCAUUACAUGUGGGAGCAGAUCCCCAGGAACAUGAUGCACGAAAUCAGGAGAGGGAAGAGAUGAAGAACCUCAACAACCAGUUUGCUUGCUUCAUUGAAAAGGUUCGCAUCUUGGAACAGGAGAACAAGGCCCUUGAAACAAAAUGGAACCUCUUGCAACAAUAUGCCAUGGUGCCAAGGAGAAAUCUUGAACCAUACUAUGAGAAUUUCAUCUCAAAUAUGAAGUAUCAGAUAGACUGUUUAUUGCAUACUAGAGAACACCUGGCAAAUGAUAAAAAUGCAAUUCAGGAACUGGUGGAGGACUUCAAGAGCAAGUAUGAAGAGGAAUUCAAAAGGAGGACAACAGCUGAAAAUGAAUUUGUGCUGCUCAAGAAGGAUGUCGACUCAAUUUCUCUCAGCAAAACAGAACUUGAGGGGAAAAUGAAUUUGUUGAGAUGGGAAUUGGAAUUUCGCAAAAGUGUCUAUAUGGAGGAACUAAUGCAGCUAAGUGGCCAAAUCAGUGAUAUGAACAUCCUUGUGCAAAUGGAUAACAACAGAGACUUGGACAUGGACUCAAUCAUCAAAAACGUUGAAGCUUGGUAUCAGAGCAUUGCUCACAGGAGCAAAGAGGAAGUAAAUGCUUUGUACGCAGACCGGUUCCAAGAGCUUCAGGAGCAAAGAGGGAAAUACCUGAAUGACCUGAAGAUCAACCAGUAUGAGAUUGAAGAGCUGACGCGGGCAGUUCAUACAUUGCAGUCUGAUCAUAGCAACGUUAAAAAACAGGUUGAUGCUCUGCAAGCAUCUAUUUGUGAUGUUGACCAGCGUGGCGAUCAAGCUCUUAAAGAUGCUCAGGAAAAGCACAGUGACCUACUGUCUGCUCUGCAAAAGGCUAAGGAUGACCUAGCUGGCAUGCUGAAAGAUUACCAUGACCUUUUAAAUGUCAAGUUGGCCCUUGACAUUGAGAUUGCUACCUACAGGACCCUACUCGAGGGCGAGGAGACCAGGUUACACACAGGAUUUCCAUUCAGCAUAGAUGUGGUCAGACCCCAAUACAUGGCAAAUUCAGCUGGAUUUGCAGUUCCAUAUGGAUAUGGUUCUAUGGGUGGAGGAUACAAUUCAGCAUAUGGUGGAGGAUACCCAAUUGGAAGUCACAGAUGUUAUAACAGGAACAGCAGCUCCAGAAGUGUUGGGGAGUGCUCAAAGCCUACAAACAACAGCAGUGCAGCUACAAAACCAUCUGGUUCUGCAGAUACAGAAUUUUCCCCAGGAACAGCAAACAGCUCCAGGGGUGCAUCCUAUUCAGGCGGUAGCCCAACCUCCCCUGGAGACAUAGACAGCUCUUCUACAGAAAAAGCAUUUGAGACAGGAGUAAGUGGCUCAGGCGCAGGAUUCAGUUUGGGAAGUGAGCAGGAACCAACCAGAUAUGUAGGGCAAGGACGUAGAACAGCAAGCGGCCCCAACAGAGGCUACUUCCCUGGGGGUUAUGGUCAACAUGGUGCUAUUCCAUUUAGGGCUGAGGGAUUGGGCCCUAGAGUUAGAGCUGCCUCCAUAAUCCUGGGCUACAAUCCUGGAAUUGACAUGGGCAAUACGGGAGUUUCAGGUAUCAGCAUACCUGCGGUAAGGGGUUUAAGCUUGGGAGGGGGGCCCUGUGUAGGGUUUGGUGCUCCUAUUGCAGUAUGUCAUGCUGGAACCGUAGGAGGCCUUGGGGGCAUUUGCUACCCUGGACCAUUGGGGGCUCCAGGUGGCAUGUGUUAUCCUGGACCAGUAGGGAUCCUGUAGGUAUCUGUCUGCUGGUCUGGGCCAUUUGGACCAUCAGCAGUUCUCCAAUUUAAAAAAUCUUGCCUACAAAAUAGCUUUUUAAAAACUCAGUUCUUGGUUUUCUAAUAGCAUAAGAAUGAGAAAAUGGGUCAUUAAAUAGUUUAAAUAACCUUUGUGCUUUUCUUGGGUUAUUUUUCCCUCUUUGAAUUUUUGGCACUGAUUAAUCUAUUCCAUAUAUAUACUUUUAUUCAUAAAUAUCUUUUAUAUGGAAAGCCAAAGAAUGUGGUGUUGCUAUUUUUGGAGAAUGGGCCAUAUUAAACACAUUUUUCAUUACUUUCUGUCAUGCUCAAAUAAUGAUAUUUAUAAUUGACAUGCCUUCCUUAUUAUGGCUGUCAAUUUUACUUUUUUAUCCACUCAUUUUAAUUUUUUAAUCCAUUCUGCAGAAAUGUGCACAUUUUGUUAAGUUUUGAUCAGAAAACAAAGUAAUCAAAAUCAUCACAUUCUUCACUGGACCAGUUUUACAUUCAUGCUGCUCCUAACAUGGAAUGGAGAAAGUCAUGUUAUAUACAUGUGCAACAGGACUGUAUAUAUAUAUAUAUAUAUAUACCCUAAUUUCAUUAACAUAAAUACAACUGAAUAAGGAGAGAUUAAAUGGUAGAUUCAGCAAGCAAUGCCCUUUUCCUGUGAAUUUCAUUUUUUUUACCACAUUUGAAUUUUUUUGAAAAAUUUCAAGAACUCUAAUCUGUAGAGAAAAUUAUGAAUGCUGGAAACUUUUAAAAAACAAAAACAAAUAACAAAAUAUCAAGCUAAAUGGGGCUCUCACCCAGCCCAAAUUGUGACUAGUACACAGAUAUGUUUAUAGUUACCCAAAGGCCUAAAACACCUUGAUAUGUUUUGAUUACAGUGCCUUCCUUUUACAAUGCCAAGUUUAACAGUCAGGUUUAAUUAGACAAACUAGAAGCAGAACACCACUUUAGAAAUUAGGAAGUAUAAAAUCAGCAAAUAUAUGAACAACAUAUCUGAUUAAUCUGCACUUGAUAAUAAAGUAUAGAAUGCUUAUAUAAUAGGGUGGUGAAUAUGGUGAAAAUUGGACAAAGGAAAAUGUGAUCAAUUAUUCUAUUUUGUGGAAAAAAAAAAGGAACGGAUGCCUACGGGUUAAGAAUGUAAUUCUUUGUUAAUUUUGUUUUUAAAGGGAGUAAUGUGUAAUUUUCUUUCUGCUGCAAGAGUGUCUUCAAAAAUAGUUCAUUUUUCACUGAAUUUUCACAUUUUGACUUCUUCUAUGUAAAAUUCACAUGAUAUUUUUGUACAGAACAAAUUUUCCAAUCAGGCAAUAUUUUCUAUGCAAAAACCAUAUGUUCUUAUGAAUAACUUAAGAACUGGAAACAAUCUUUUUCAGGGUGCACCUACACUGUAGAACGAAUGUAGUUUGGGCCCACUUUAAUUCCCAUGGCUCAAUGCUACGGACUCAUGGGAAGCUGCAGUUUGGUGACACAUCAGCACUCUUCUAAAGAGAAGGCUAACUACCAGAUAAAAUUACAGCAGUUAAAGUGACAUCAAACUGCAUUAAUUCUAUAGUGUAGAUGUACUGCAUGAAACAGUUUUUCAUUAUUUGUGAAUAUUUUCAAAGGGGAGAAAAAAGCACAGCCUCCAGGCUGAUAAAGAUCCUAACCUUCUUUCCUGUUUCCCAACUGUAGUGCAUGUUCAGCCUUAGGGGAGACUUUCCUCCCAACAUGAUGAAAGCCAUUGAAAAUUUGAACUGAUCUAUAUUUGGGAUUCUGCCUUAUACCAUUGUAUUCCAUGAUAGCUACACAGAUAUUUAGCUUCUCUAGUUCUAUGCCAACAAUAAUAAUAGACAUUAAUAGCAAUCACUAUGUCUGAUUUCCAUAGAAAGCUACUUUCUGUAAUAAAUAUAUCCCAUAAAUAAGUACUAGAAGCCAUUUUUCUCCACAGAAGUCUGUCUUUUAGCAGACUACACAGACUCUAAACUUUUCACUGAGCCUGGUGUUCCCAAGUCUGAAACUUCAUGUAUUUGGGGUUGGUGUGGUUAUUGUUACUCUUUAUAUGCGAACGUUGUUCCCACACUGGACUUUGCAUCUUGCCUUAAAUCACUUUGUUUUUGCUUUUCUCAACAAUAAAAUGCAUGAACAAUAAAAUGGUUACCAGUAAUAUUUUAGUAAUGAUGACUCACAGAAUAAAAUACUGGAAAGAAACACUUAUGGGUCUAAAUCCUACUGUUAAUCAUUUCAGAAACGGACACACUGAAUUUGUUGGAUUUACCUAUAUGUGUUGACUUACCAUUCAGCAGCUAACUGAGUGGCC